AAGUCAAGCUACACUAAUAUAUACAAAGAAAGUAGUAAUGUGUUUUUAAGUCUCUCAUUUAUAAGUUGUUCGAAAAGACUAGUUAGUUGUGCAAAGUCUUUGGAAUUUGUGUGAAGGGUCGCCGGAAAAUAGAAAUAUUUUCCAUUGAAGAGGAGUCAGGAUGGGUAGAGGAAAGAUAGAGAUAAAGAGGAUAGAGAACAACACAAACAGGCAGGUGACAUUCUGUAAGAGGAGAAAUGGACUGUUGAAGAAGGCAUAUGAACUUUCAGUUCUGUGUGAUGCUGAGAUUGCUCUCAUUGUUUUCUCUACCCGUGGCCGCCUUUAUGAAUACUCCAACAACAACAUAAAGGCAACCAUAGAUCGAUACAAGAAGGCAACUGCAGAAACCUCUAGUGCAUACACUACUCAAGAGCUCAAUGCACAGUUUUACCAACAAGAAUCAAAGAAGCUGCGCCAACAGAUACAAUUGAUGCAGAACACAAACAGGCAUUUGGUGGGUGAAGGCUUGAGCUCUUUGAAUGUGAGGGAACUGAAGCAAUUGGAGAACAGACUUGAACGAGGCAUUACAAGAAUUAGGUCAAAAAAGCAUGAAGCAAUACUCGCUGAGACUGAGAAUUUGCAGAAGAGGGAAAUGCAACUGGAACAGGAAAAUGCAUUCCUUAGAUCAAAGAUAGCAGAAAAUGAGAGGCUGCAGGAACUAAGCAUGAUGCCAGCAGGUGAGCAAGCUGGUGGGCAAGAGUAUACUGCAUUUCAGCAAUAUUUAGCAAGAAAUAUGCUUCAACUCAACAUGAUGGAAGCUGCCUCAGUGCCUUCUAAUUAUGAUCCAAUGUCUGCUGACAAGAAGUCUGAUCUCCACCUUCACUGAACUCUUUUGCCUUCCAAGUCAAUCCAUUUCUGCUAUGGCGGAAGGAAUGUGUUCUUUUGGAACAUACUAUAAAUAAUCUUUGUGCUUUUGCUUUACUACCUUAUUUUGCUGUGUUUGAAUUGUUUGCUGUAUUAUUACUUGUAAUCCGUGGACGUCUCAGUUUCUUUCCAAUAGACUCUGCACCUUUUCUUAUAA
Lycium ferocissimum is the source of this 1060-nucleotide messenger RNA. RefSeq names its product agamous-like MADS-box protein AGL11. Gene Ontology annotation, molecular function: protein dimerization activity; DNA-binding transcription factor activity, RNA polymerase II-specific; RNA polymerase II cis-regulatory region sequence-specific DNA binding. The record is from RefSeq and is a predicted model, not a curated record. The transcript is spliced from 9 exons. Bases 161 to 865 code for a protein of 234 amino acids. NCBI's taxonomy places the organism in Eukaryota, Viridiplantae, Streptophyta, Magnoliopsida, Solanales, Solanaceae. Gene Ontology annotation, cellular component: nucleus. Gene Ontology annotation, biological process: positive regulation of transcription by RNA polymerase II.